AGAUUAAUAAACGACAUGGAUCAUUAGUUUGGUACCCGACGGACCCAGCUGUGCAACUCCUAUAUGCACGUGUAGCAUUUACUCCUGAUAUUAAUCACCUUGCUUCAGUGUUUUGCGGGCGGUGAAUUUCAUGAGAGGCUCCGGAGGAAAAAUGGAAAAAGAAUUGGAGGUGACGACACCAUCCAAUAGGAGAGAGAAUGAAUGAAGAGUGUAGAGACACAAAGCAAACACAGUGGAACUCUCUCCCCAAGAAACACUUUUGGAAUGGUGUUCUGAAUCUGCUUGAAAUUUUCUGCAAAUAACCUCAAUAUACUGGUUUAAAAACACAAAGGAUGACACUUUACAUGCCGUUAUUCAGAUCAUGCACAAGUUCAAGAACCAUAGCUCAACUCCACGCCCACCUCUUUGUCACCGGACUCCACAAGGACCCACUCGCUUCAACCAAACUCAUUGAGUCAUAUGCCCAAAUGGGUACCCUUAAACCUGCCCAACUCGUCUUUGAUCACUUCCCAAACCCAGAUUCUUUCAUGUGGGGUGUACUCAUCAAGUGCUGCGUAUGGAAUGGCUUAUUUGAAAAAGCCAUUUCCCUUUACAAUAAUAUGGUUUAUAGUAAUGAAACCCGUAUGACAAACUUUAUAUUUCCUUCUGUAUUAAGAGCUUGUUCUGGAUUUGGUGAUCUGGGUAUGGGCCAGAAGGUCCAUGGGAGGGUAAUUAAAUGUGGGUUUGAGUCUGAUUCUGUUGUUGAGACCUCAUUGCUUAGUAUGUACGGUGAAGCCGGUAGGUUAGACGAUGCUCGUGAGGUGUUCGAUGGAAUGUCUGUUAGAGAUGUUGUUUCGUGGAGUUCGAUUGUGUCGAGUUACGUGCAGAAUGGAGAGGCGAGUGGAGGGUUGAAAGUGUUCUGUGAGAUGAUCAUGGAAGGUCAAGAACCGGACACGGUUACUAUGCUAGGUGUGGCGGAGGCCUGUGCUGAAGUAAGAAUUUUGAGACAAGCGAAAUCGGUUCAUGGUUAUGUUUUGAGAAAGGAGAUUGAAAGUGAUGGGUCAUUGGAUAAUUCUCUCAUUGCAAUGUAUGGUAAAUGCGGCGACUUGUAUAGCGCUGAAGUGAUCUUUGACUACAUUAUUCUAAGGAGUACUUCUUCAUGGACAGUGAUGAUUACAUGCUACAAUCAGAACGGCUGCUAUCAAGAAGCAUUACGCACUUUUGUUGAGAUGCAAGAGUCCAAUGUGCAACCCAAUGAAGUGACCAUGAUGGGAAUUCUAUCUUGUUUCGCUAGGCUUGGCUGGGUUAGAGCAGGGAAAUCGGUUCAUUGUUUUGUUGUUAGAAGAGCUAUGGACACGGGCUGUGAUCUUUUGGGACCAAUGCUAAUAGAUUUGUAUGCUAACUGUGGGAAUGUUAUAUAUUGUCAGAAGAUCUUUGAUAAAACUCAAGGGAAGCAUGUCAUAUCAUGGAACAUGAUAAUAUCUGGAUAUGUUCGGGAAGGGCUUUCAAAGGAGGCCUUAAAGCUAUUUGUGCAAAUGAAGAGUCUAGGAAUAUUGCCAGACUCAUUUACUUUAGCAAGUGUUCUCUCUGCUUGUGGAGAUAUCUCUUUGUCCUGGUUUGGACAUCAGAUCCAUGGGCAUAUCAUUAAAACCAGUAUAUCAAGUGAGUUUGUGAAGAAUUCGCUGAUGGAUAUGUACUCCAAAUGUGGCUUUGUGGAUUCAGCAUUCAUGAUAUUUAACGAGGACCAAAAGAGAAGUGUAGUAACAUGGAAUUCAAUGAUCUGUGGGUUUUCUCAAAACGGUAAUUCUUUAGAAGCAAUUAGUCUCUUCGAUUAUAUGUUUUCAAAUUGCCUAGAAGUAGAUGAAGUGACCUUCUUGACUGUAAUUCAAGCUUGCUCAAAUUUAGGAUAUUUAGAAAAGGCAAAAUGGGUUCAUCAUAAGCUAAUUACAUGUGGUGUAGCAAAGGAUACAUAUAUCAAUACAGCUUUAACUGACAUGUAUGCAAAAUGCGGAGAACUUCAAAUGGCACAGAGAAUUUUCGAUACCAUGUUAGAGAGGAGUGUGGUGUCCUGGAGUGCCAUUAUAGGCGGCUAUGGAAUGCACGGAGAGAUUGGUCCUGCUAUCUCACUUUUCAAGCUGAUGGUAGGGUCAGGAAUAAAACCAAAUGAAGUUACUUUCACAAAUAUUCUAUCUGCUUGUAGUCACGCGGGAUAUGUGGAUGAAGGGAAGUCAUAUUUUAGCUCAAUGAUAAGGGACUUUGGCGUUGAUCCCACGUCUGAACAUUUCUCUUGCAUGGUUGAUCUUCUGAGUCGAGCUGGCGAUCUCGAUGGAGCAUAUAGAAUUGUUAACACAAUGCCAUUUGCUGCAGAUGCAAGCAUUUUGGGUGCUCUUCUGAACGGGUGUCGAAGUUAUAGGAGGAUGGACAUGAUUAAAAGUAUCCUAAGAGACCUUUUAAAUUUAGAGACAGAUGAUACGGGAUAUUAUACUCUUUUGUCUAAUAUCUUUGCGGAAGGAGGUGAUUGGGAUGAGUUUAGGAUGAUAAGAUCGAUGAUGACCAAUAUGGGUCUAAGGAAGGUCCAGGGGUACAGUACAAUUGAAAUUGAUAAGACAGUUCACAGAUUUGGAGCAAAUGAUAAGUAUCAUUCACAAGCAAGUGAAAUUUACACCUUACUGGAAGAUUUACAAAGCUUAAUAGGUGACUAAGACUGUAAUAAUGGAGAAAUGAAGUUCCAAUUAGUUCUAACAACUACUUUCCCAAGGAACAAGUGUUAUAGCUCAUAGCAACAUGCUAGAAAUCAUGGGUGGGAAUAUUGAGGCCGAUCUUGAAAAGUUCCUUCGCAUAUCUGAGGGCCUUCAAAUUGGCAUGGAUUCACUAUUCCUUCAAAAUGGCUGAGUGUGGGAGUCAGUGCCCCGACAUUGCUAUAGAGAUUGCAGAUUGCAGAUUUUUCUUUAUGAGACGAAGAAAGCCUGGGAAUGCUUUCCAAAUUCCUUGAGGAGUAAAUGGUUUGAAAGGGAUGACAUUUCUUGCUGCAGGAAGCAGAGAGACCCUUUUGAGGUGGCUCAACAUGGGGACGACUACUUAGGGGAGUAUCAUUGAACCCACGAGGUGGAGGAAGAUAUUUUUAGCUAGCCAAAUCAAGAAAUGUUAUUGUAAAACCUUGUUUCAAACAACAUAUAGCCCCAUAGCCCGAGUAGAAAAAGGGCAUGGCAAAUGAAGUAUUGAGGGUUAAGUCUGCUUUUGUUACUGCUAAAAAGCUAGGAUUCACGGCUACAAUGUGUGCUAUUUGGAAGCAAGGAAAUAAUAGAAUCUUUCAGUCUAAAGCAAGACCAGAGGAUAGUGGGAUCCACAGUGGCCUUUUUACUGGACAGGCAACACUUAGAGGUAAAAAGCAGGUCUGGAGAUAAGUGAGCUGCAGUAUCAUGGAAUCUACCUGAAUCUUUCCAUAGGAUCCAACUGCAUUGAGGGAAUUUUAUUUGGUUUAGAUGGUUUACCUUUCUGACCUAUGCAUAGCAGCGAAGGGAAACUAAUGGUGGGGUUGUUUGGUAGUUGUCACUUCCAUUGUUGGUGUUGGUGGUAUGUUUGUUUGAUGUCUGAAGUGUUGCUUCAGCUGGUUUCAAGGUUGCUCUGCUAUGGUGGUGCACUUCUUGGCUCUUUAUUUUUGUAAUUGCUCAGCUUAUGGCUAUUUCUGCGGGUAGUGCCGCUUACUUAUCUCAAUGUCUGCUCUCGUAUUUACGUCUUUGAUUGCCUGCAUUCUGCUGCCGUUCUGUAAUGACAGUACAGCUGCAUUAUCCUGCUGGUGUUAUUUUUUGCUGUGAGCUGUUUCUUCACUUUAAUUGGUUAACAAGUAUGGAAGGAGCUUUAUUUGGGCCAUGAAGGUGGAAGCUUUGUUCUGGAUGGAAUGAUCCUACGAGGUCUGAUUACUUGUUUCCUGAUUGUUAUGGAAAUAGGUUCGAAGUCUUUUAGCUUAUGGACUUGGCUUCGUGUAGUUGCUUUCAGGGAUGACCCUCAUCUCCCCUUUCUAGAAAGACGAUCUGACCUUUUUGCACAUUAGGUUAGGUCACCAGUGAUUCACUUGCACUUUUUUGCACAAAUGAACCCUUGAUAUUACAACAGUCGUAUGUAUAUUGAAUUUGGAUUCUGUCACAAACUUCUGUAACUUAUAUUUCAGAACUGGAGUAAAUAUCACAAAAAAAUGGGUAGCUAUAAACGAGGGCAAAAAUAAUGCAGAAGAGUAUCAAAAAAAUAAGUUGUUCUUGGAUUCUUCUUCUCUGUCUACAAGUCAUGAAUGCUGGAGCUCGCUCGCAUUCUAAGCUUUCUUCCA
Messenger RNA from Rhododendron vialii, 4300 nucleotides. Its product is annotated as putative pentatricopeptide repeat-containing protein At1g69350, mitochondrial. Gene Ontology annotation, biological process: RNA modification. The transcript has a single exon. The record is from RefSeq and is a predicted model, not a curated record. The coding region runs from base 333 to 2681 and encodes 782 amino acids. NCBI's taxonomy places the organism in Eukaryota, Viridiplantae, Streptophyta, Magnoliopsida, Ericales, Ericaceae. Gene Ontology annotation, molecular function: protein binding; RNA binding.